Molecule: messenger RNA, 213 nt
Organism: Staurois parvus
Lineage: Eukaryota; Metazoa; Chordata; Amphibia; Anura; Ranidae
Source: the annotation of a GenBank genome assembly
AUGUCCAACAACAUGGUGAAGAUUGCUGAGGCUCGCAAGGCCGUGGAGCAGCUGAAGAUGGAGGUCAAUAUAAACCGCAUGAAGGUGUCUGCGGUGGUCUCCGACAUUAUGACCUUCUGCCAGUCUCAUGCCGUCUCCGAUCCGCUCGUUGCUCCGGUUCCGGCAGCGGAGAAUCCAUUCCGGGACAAGCGAUUGGUCUGCAUCCUACUGUGA